This is a messenger RNA of Haliotis rufescens (red abalone), 1562 nucleotides long. RefSeq names its product plasminogen-like. The record is from RefSeq and is a predicted model, not a curated record. Bases 567 to 1307 code for a protein of 246 amino acids. Lineage: Eukaryota; Metazoa; Mollusca; Gastropoda; Lepetellida; Haliotidae. The transcript has 3 exons.
CGCUGGCCACAACCCCGUGAGGUGGACAACACGAAUAGGAAUUAUCCAUGUAGCUUCGUUUAAGCUGUACAUUAUAAGAACUAAAGGUGCGACACGUUUCUCAGUGACGUGUUUCUUAUGCAACACGUGUUGGGCUGAUAGAUAUGAGACGUCCAGGCCAAAGAAUAUACAGUUUCGAUUAUCCGUACCGACGUUGAAAACCUUUCUAAGAUAAAAAGGUUUCUUACGAACCACAUGCUGGAGAGGUAUCAACGUUUUAAGAACACAACUGUACAGUAUUGGCUGCAUAUGCAGGACAAGUACCACCGUUGUGGCACAUUUCUACCAUAAAAACAGAAACGUGUUUCUUCAUCAACGGAUGCUGGAGAGGUACAACGUUGUAAAACGUUUCUCAGACCACAAUUUACAGUGUUUCUGGAUAGGCACCAACGCUGUGGCUGAUUCCACCAUAAAACAGGAAGGUGUUUCUUUUUUUCUUUUCUUUUUAAACGUUUUUAUUGUUCCUUGGAAGGUGUUUCUUACUCAACGCAUUCUUGGCAGGUGCCCGCGCUGUGACAAAAUUAAAGAUGGCAAAGGUGACAAUUGUUGUGGUAGUUUUGUUGCUGUGGUGGACUCAAGUGUCCAUGGCCUGUACCGAACUUUCAGAGCGACUGUCCAGCGGUGUGUUCCGGAAGCUACGUCUGCUGAGGUCCACCUAUGUGGUGUUGUCCUCUCACACCCAGUACCACUGUGCCAUGCAGUGCAUGUAUGAUACUAUUUGUGCCUCCUUCAACUACGACAACACGACGUCUUCGUGUGAGCUGAACAACGUAACAUCAACCACCUCACCUGAUCAGGUAGUCAACACACCUGGGUGGAUUAACGCCAAUGCGGACAGCUUUCCACAGACACUUAUCGGUCCGUGUGCAGAUCACACUUGUCUCCGGGGAACCAUCUGCACAUGCGGCAGCUCUCUGUCACAGUGUAUAGAAAGUAGACGCUGUGUGUCGGGGUCCCUUUACUUCGGCAACAAUAACAUCACCAGAGGCGGCCGGACAUGUCAGCGGUGGGACACCCACACACCCAAUGAACACUUCGGAAUGCAAGACUCGCUUUCCAACAUGCAAACAGUCACCAGUAUGGCGGAGGCGGGCAACAGGUGCUUGACAGAGUUCAACGACCCCAUACCGUGGUGUUACACCACAGAUCCCGCACUGCGUUGGGGAACACUGCAGCAUUCCGAAUUGUUAGGAUGUUGCAGACGUCACUGGGAAUACUGCAGUAUACCUCAUUGUCAGGAUGUUGCAGAUUGUACUGGAAAUAUCUAAAUCCUGAUUGUACAGAAGUCCAUGUUCCUAAAACAAUAUCAUUUUAGGAACCGACCAUUGUAUAUUAUUUGGGGAUGUGGUGUCGGGGGUUCUGGGUUUGUGUGUUCGGACUAGAUAUUUUGGGGAUAUUUUGUUCAUUAAAACUAUGAGCCUGGAUAUUAUUUUUACAAAAACACCUUGGCAGACAAUUAUUUUCAGCCUAUCUAACAACCGCCCCACCACCAAGCCAUCCCACCACCCCACCAACUCACCUAA